UCUCCUUCCUUUCUCUCUCCCUCCCCGCCCCGUGCGGCCCCGCCCCGGCCGCCAUGUUGCGGCGGCAGCGGGAGCGGCGGCGGCAGCGCACGGAGCAUGCACAGCGCGGAGCAGCGUCCCGCGGACGCGCACCCUGGCCAGUGGGUGCUCAUUGCACCAGAGGCUGCUACUGACCCCCCUAAGACAUCUGACAGCGAACCUUUGUUUACAAAACUACGCAAUCCAAGCACAGGGGAAGCAACCCUUUACUUAUUCAAUAGUGGUGCACAGCAGCUGUUUGAAGUAAAAGCUUUUCAUGAGGAAUAUCGUUCCUGGUUUAUAGGUCAGACUGUUCAACAAGAUGGGCGCCUGCUGUUUGUUACACCGAUGGACCCUUUAUUUCUGAUACUUUACUACCUCAUAAAGGCAGACAAGGAGCAGCAAGGAAAGUUCCAGCCACUUGAUCAAGUUGUAAUAGACUCAGAAUACCCUAACUGCCCAUUGCUGCUGAAGUGUGCAGAUGUUAAACAGUACAUACAUCAUGUAACAGACGAAAAAGAGAUUGGCAGUCAGAAAUUCCACAAAUACAGCCAAGAGAAGACACUGAAGUGGUUAAAGAAAAAGGUAAAUCAGACAGUGAAAGCGCUUAAAAGCAACAAUGUGUGUGUAGGUGAAAGAGUACUUGACCCUACGUUUGUCAGCAUUAAACAGAUCACAGAUACUGAAGAAGACUAUUUACGGUAUGCCCAUGGGUUAAUAUCAGAAUAUAUUCCUGAAGAUCUGAGUAAGGAGUUGUUAAAAUACUUAGGGCUCCCAGAACUUAAAAGCCCAGCAUCAGAGCCACCAUUGAAGAUGCCUGUGCAAAGACAUGCAAAGAAGAAAUGAAAGGAGCAUAAGGAGACUCACUAAUAUUACUUUAAUUUGCCAUAAUCUCAGAGCAGCUUUUAAAGGCUUUUUUUACGCACUUUCUGAAAAUACAUGCUUGAAGUUAGACAUGCCCUGUUCCAAGAAAAAGCAAAUCUCAGCAGAUUAACAUUGUUAAAUAAGCGGUGUGUUAAACAUACACUGCUUCAAAUUUUAUAGCUUAUACACUAUUGGUCUAUCAGGCCCUUCCAGGAAAGCACUUACGAGCAUGCCUAAUGUUAAGCACAUGAGCAGUGAUCUCCAAGUCAGCAGUGUUGUUCGUGUGGGUAAGUGCUUUGCUGGAUCAGCGCCUAAAGUCCUGUUAGGUGCUGAGCAUCCUGAUCCAUAUCCAGCAAAGCACUUAGAUCCACGCUUAUCUUGAAGUGGAAGAGCCGGCCUAACUAAUAUUUGUGCAUUAGUGUUCACCAUAAAAUCUCUCUUGGCACAGUGACUCACAUGCUUAAAAUUAAGCACCUGCCUAAGUAUUUAGCAAGGUAAGGCCAACGGCAUCCUUCAGCAAGUCUGAAAUAAUUACCUGGGUUUGUACAAGUUUUCUUUUUUUGUACUCGUUGCUUUUUAACAGAGUGUAUGAUUUUAGUGGCCAUAAUUACAAGUUUUAGAAGCUGUAUAGCAAAACAUCUCGUAUGCAAUUUUCUCCUUUCUUAUUCAAAACAUAGCCAAAUUCGGCAAGAUGGCCUUUCUGGACUACAAGUCCGAUGUUGAGACUUAGAAUCAUCUGAAAUGAAAAAAAAAAAGUUAACUCUGUUUUGUAGGACAUUUACAUUUAAUUUUUCUUUUUCCCUGAGUUUGAUUUUAACAGUUUUGUCCAGCCCAGACUGAUUACGCAGAACAUGUCACCCGGCUCUGCUUGUGCAGACAGUCUGACUCUUGAAGUGCUAAAGCUUGAGGUAGGAUGUGUGUUCAGAAGGGCAGAUGGAGAAGCUGUAUUUUUAUUUUACUUCUUUUUCUCUAAGGGAUUGAAUACUUAGAAAUGUAUCAAAUAACGUGCAUUUUGUCUGGAGAACUAAACCAAAAUCUAUAUAAUCCUUCAGGUUAAAAAUAAAAAAGAGACCUAUUUAUUUAUUAUUUUUUUAAUCAUGUAAGAAAUACUUUCUGUGGGGUGAACUUCCACCAAAAUGUCAACUUGAGUCUACAUAAAACAUGCAGAAAAUGGAUGCUAAUGAGAUCCUUAAGUGAUCUGUGUCAAAUGCAGUCUGAUAUUUUUAGCUUAAAUACCUUUUUAUCAAACUACCGUUGAUAUCUAACUCUUGGCUACAAAACUUUUUUAAAGUAAUAAUUGACGGGAUUUUGAGUAUAAUUACUGUGUACAUCUGUAAAUUUGAACUGUGACCCAAGUUCACAGACACCUACAGCAAAUGACCAAAAUGUUCUGUAAAGCUUGAAUAUAUUUAAAGCAUUCUAGAUAACAAGUAAAUAAAAAUUACUUCCACUCUGGCAAAUUCUGCCUAAAUUAAAGUCAAGCAAGAGCUCCAAGAAGAGUUUAUUAGGACAUUGAUUCCUAAAUUCCAAGACAAAGAGGCAAUAGAUUAUUCAACUUUCUUUUGAACUGAUUCUGAUCAACUCUUUUUCAGGAUAUGAAGAACUUGAACUGUUAAUCAUUUGGAAAUCAUGUAGGAAAGGAAAUGUAAUCGGAAUGGUUAUUUUAGAAAUUUGCACUGAAUUAUUUUUGUUACUUUUCUGCUUGUCUGGUUAAGCCAUGGGCACUGUCCCUUUUCAAGGAAAAAGUAUUUAUUUUAACAUAGUUUUCUAGGCAGUACUGCAUGAAUAUUAUAUGGGUCCAAGAUAAAAUUUAUAUUUUUCUAGCUUACAUUUUAAAAAAUGCUUGAUAUAUGAAUAAGAUUUUGUAUUUCAAUAAAUUGUGGUUCCAUUGUUUUGUAAGCUUUUAUUUUUAAUUCAUGUACAAGAAAGAAAUAAAUACUUUUGGAAUGA
Columba livia (rock pigeon) is the source of this 2832-nucleotide messenger RNA. It is a transcript of the gene RNASEH2B, whose product is annotated as ribonuclease H2 subunit B. The record is from RefSeq and is a predicted model, not a curated record. The transcript has 10 exons. The coding region runs from base 97 to 864 and encodes 255 amino acids. NCBI's taxonomy places the organism in Eukaryota, Metazoa, Chordata, Aves, Columbiformes, Columbidae. Gene Ontology annotation, biological process: RNA catabolic process. Gene Ontology annotation, cellular component: nucleoplasm; ribonuclease H2 complex.